GAUGGAGUGCAGAGAGUGGAAAAUGUUUUCCUGAUGUCAGCUGGGACCUUGAAUGAGUCAUAAGAUUUCAGGGUCGCCCAUCCACUCGUCACGUGUGAUCAGGAAGCCACUGAAACAGAUAAGUGUAGCGAUCAGGACCCUCCCACAACGACGGAUCAAUGGUCCAGUCAAAAAAAGCCUGAGCCUUUUCGCAACAGCGCCUCGAGUAUAUAAAGGCAGGUGGUUCGGCUAUCCGGCGCUGAGAGAGCCACACACCCUACACCUAUCCACAACUCUUCUUUAGUCCACAUACUUUCUUUCCAUCUGCACGUACACUCUGUCCGUAUGAGUUACUCGAUAGACAAUAUAGGAAGUCCCUACCGGAGGGUGAUGGAGACUAGGACCAGCUAUGGUCGUAGUAGCGGCAGCCCCUCCAGCGGAUUUCGCUCCCAAACCUGGUCCCGGGCGAGCCCGGGUUCGACUACAUACAAGAGGAGCUUCAACGUUCCCGUGGCGAGAGCGUACGGCUCAACAGUUCUGAGUUCAGCCGACAGCCUCGAUUUUAACCAGACUUCCAUCCUGAACGGAGACUUCAAGCGCUCCAACGAGAAAGAGCAGCUCCAGGGACUGAACGACCGGUUCGCCGGGUACAUCGACAAGGUUCACUUUUUGGAGCAGCAGAACCAACAGAUCGAGGCGGAGAUCCAGGCACUGCGGCAGAAACAAGUGUCGCGAUCUCAGCUAGGCGAUAUUUACGACCAAGAGCUGCAGGAGUUGCGCUCUAUGCUGGAGCAGGUCCACAACGAGAAGGCGCAGAUUCAGCUGGACACCGAUCACAUUGAAGACGACAUCCAGCGCCUUAGGGAUCGCUUCGAUGAAGAGGCGCGCAUCAGGGAAGAGACGGAAGCCAUCAUCCGCGCGCUGAAGAAAGACAGGGGUGACUCAGCACUUGUCAAAGCAGAGUUGGACAAGAAAGUACAGUCCCUGCAGGACGAGAUCGCUUUCAUCCGCAACAACCACCAGGAGGAGGUCAGCGAUCUGUUGGCGCAGGUGCAAGCGUCGCAGAUUACCGUGGAGAAGAGGGACUACCAAAAGGCGGAUAUCACCGAAGCGCUCCGGGAGAUCCGCUCGCAGCUGGAGGGCCACUCGACGCAAAACCUGCAGCAGGUGGAAGACUGGUUCAUGUGCCGGUACUCGAAACUAACGGAGGCGGCAGAGCAGAAUAAAGGCGCCAUCAAAUCGGCCCGUGAUGAGAUCACAGACUACCGGCGCCAGUUACAGUCCAAAACUGUCGAGCUGGAGUCUGUCCGAGGAACCAAAGAUUCGCUGGAGAGGCAGCUGAGCGAUAUAGAGGACCGACACAACAAUGACCUUGCCAGUCUUCAGGAAACUAUCCACCAGCUGGAGAAUGAACUCAAGAGCACGAAGUGGGAAAUGGCUCGGCAUCUACGUGAAUAUCAGGACCUCCUGAAUGUCAAAAUGGCACUUGAUAUAGAGAUUGCAGCAUAUAGAAAACUUCUUGAAGGAGAGGAGAGCCACUUUAGCACUUUCCCAUAUCGCCAGACAGUCACCAAAGGCAAAAAGGUCAAAAGUGAACCCCCCAAGCUUAAAGUUCAACACAAGUUUGUGGAAGAGAUCAUCGAGGAGACAAGGGUGGAGGAUGAGAAGUCAGAGAUGGACGAGGCUUUGGCUGAGAUGGCAGAGGAGUUAUCAGCUGCCCAAAAAGAAGACGAGGGAGAGGAUGAAGGAGAGGCUGAGGGUGGUGAAGAAGAAGGAGAGAAAGAUGAGGAAGGUGAGGUGGAGGUGAUUGCAUCCACCGAAGCCAAAGUAGCCUCCAGUGCUCCUGCUGAGGAAGAAGAGGAGGGAGAGAAGGAGGAAGGUGAUGAAGAAGAAGAGGCUGGAAAGGAUGAAGAAGGAGGUGAGGAAGAGGAGGGAGAGGAGGAAAACAAAGAGGAAGAAGGUGAGGAAAAAGAUGAAGAAGAUCACGAAGUCGAAGAGACCGCCCUGAGCUCCAAGUCACCUGAAGCAAAGGCUUCUCCUGAGAAAGAGAAAGCAGAUGAGAAACAGGGCAGAGGAGGAGAGGAAGAGGGUGAAGAAGAGGGAGAUGAGAAAGAUGAGGAAGAUGCAGGUAGCGAUAAAGGAUCCACAGAUGAAAAAGAAGCAGAAAACAAGGAGCAGUCUAAAAAAGCAGAACCAGAAGAAAUAAAAGAUGAUAAAGAGGAAGUCAAACCGGAAAAAGAAAAGUCUACUUCAACCAAGACGGAGGAAGGAUCUCCAAAAAGUGACUCUCCUAAAGAUGCAUCACCAAAGAGCGAGAGUCCAAAGAGUGAAAGCCCCGAAGAGAAGGAGGCACCCAAGACAGAGGCUCCAAAGAAAGAAGCCCCCAAAAGUGAUUCUCCAAAAGACGAGAGUCCUAAGAAAGACACAUCCAAGACAGAAUCCACGCAGAAAGACGCUCCCCAGCCAGAGCCACCAAAAGCCGAGGCUAAAGAAGAUUCCCCAAAGGCAGCGGAUGAAAAAGCCAGUAAAAAGAGUGAACCAGAAAAAGAGGCUGAAGACAAAAAGACAGACAAGAAAGAUUCUACAGUAAAUGGAGACAUGGGAAAGAAUGACAAGAAGGAGGAGAAGAAAGAUUCCGAUAAGAAGGAAGUGAUCUCCAACGGAGUAGACGAAAGUCCCACCAAAGACGAAACAAGCCAGCGGGUGGUUAUCACCAAAACGGUGGAGACCAUUACCACCGGAGAGGGUGGAGUCAAACAAGUUACAAAAACUGUUACCGUAACCGAGAAAGGAGACGAGGUGAAGGAAGUUCAGGAGAAAGUGGUGUCCAAAACUGCGGAGAAACAGGCGGUGAAGGCCGCGGAAGCAGAGUAAACUCAACCGACCGAAGAGGAACCGGCGAGAAUGCAUAUCAAGCAAUCACAAACACAAAACUCACAUAACUAAUCAUAAAGCUCAACAGAUAUACUUAACUGCAUUAACCAACCGAAAGACUUAACAAAACAAAAGCAA
Molecule: messenger RNA, 2991 nt
Organism: Triplophysa rosa
Lineage: Eukaryota; Metazoa; Chordata; Actinopteri; Cypriniformes; Nemacheilidae
Gene: nefma
Product: neurofilament medium chain a
Exons: 4
Coding region: 325-2853 (842 amino acids)
Biological process (GO): neurofilament bundle assembly
Cellular component (GO): cytoplasm; intermediate filament; axon
Molecular function (GO): structural constituent of cytoskeleton
Source: RefSeq, a predicted model, not a curated record